AUGGGUGACAUUGAGAGGUUCUAUGAGGCGGUUCGCAUGCUCAAUGGCCUCAGCAAAGUUGAUUGUGAGGAGGCGGGGAAGUAUUUGAAUAGCUUCCAAAGUACAGUAGAGGCCUGGGGUGUGGCUGAUGAGGUACUCACAGAGGCCAAAAAUCCUGUUGCUUGCAUAUUCGCUGCGCAAACGAUGAGGAAAAAGAUGAUCAAGGACUUUAGGCAGCUUCCGGAGACAGCACAUCAGAGCCUUCGGGAUUCGAUUGUGAAUCAUCUCGCGUAAGGGAUAAUUUAGAUUUGUGUCUUCGUACUGUGAUGUAAAAUAAUUUUUGUUUUGCUUUAGUGGACUUGAAGCCAAGCUUGGGAAUUCUUAUCAACCAGUAGCUACUCAAUUGUGUGUGGCAUUAGCUGAUCUUUAUCUUCAAGUCCCUUCUUGGAACAACUUUAUCGCCCAGCUUUUAAAUCAAUUUGCAGAGUAAGUUUAACUAAUUAUUGUCUUAUUCGGUUUUUAGGAGGGCGCAGAACGAUAUAAAAGCGGCCCAUAUACUCUUAGAGUUGUUUAAAGUUUUCCCGGAGGAACUGCAGAAUAGUAAUCUUAAGAUCGGCGAGAAUCGACGGAAAGCUGUUCAGGAUGAAUUGGCCAAUCAGACAGAGGCGGUUAUUUAUUGCUUGGUAAGCUUGGGUCUAGGUUUCUGACAGUUUUAUAGGAACUUAUAUGCAAAGCAGCGCCGGCAGAUCUUCAAACCAAAGCAAUUACAACUUUAGGGUCUUGGCUAUCAAAUAAACAAUGCCCUGGUGAAGCCAUCAAUAAGUCAUUCUUUUUCCAUUCUAUAUUAGAAGCCUUGGUAAGUAAUUAUGAUUAGUUUUAUAUAAAAACCUAGGCUAAUCCUGAAUGCCCUCAUGACGUUCAUUUUGCUGCUGCAUCUACAGUAACCCAGGCGAUGACAUUUUGCGAGGAUUUGGAGAGAAAUCAAGGGUUGGCGCAUUCCAUUAUGGAAAAAAUAUUCAAAACUGAGACGGCGUUUGACGUAGCCUAUAAAGAGGAGGAUAUGGACAAGUAGGCCUAUUAUUUUGAUCUUUUAUUAGUUUAGGUUGUCAUCAUAUGGUCGUCUCUACUCCGAAUUAUGCACAAUGCUUCUGGAACCGAUUGUUAACACCCCGAAUGAAGGUUUUGGAAACCUAAAAUCGCUAGAUCUAGUCAACAAAGUCACUGAAUACAAUGAUUACACGAUUGUUCAGUCAGUGUUCGAUGUUUGGUAUCGAUUAUCAGAGGCAUUAUAUUAUUUGAAUGAUCAAGAAUUUAGGGAAAAACGGGAUUUCUUUCGACCUUAUGUUGAAAAGUAAGAUGGAUGAUAACUGAUCACUGUAUUCUAGGUUUAUUAAAAAUUUAACAAAGACAUGUCGAUUUGAAUACGAUACAGAUAGGAUUCCCCCGGAUACCGAUGACUUUAUUGACUUCCGAUAUCAAGCCCAAGAUAGUGUAAAAGAUGUUGUUUUUAUUUUGGGAACACUGGAUCUGAUUGAAAGUGUAAGCAUCUUAAUGUAAUUUUAGUAUGAUGGAUAAAUGCAUUGGAUUUAAAAAUGCGUUUUAGGUAUUGGAUGAUGUGUUAAACAGUAUUGCUCGCCAAGCAAAGUGGACUGAAAUGGAAGCCGGACUUUUUAUCAUCAAAUCUGCGGCCAGUUCUAUUGUAAAGUAAGUUCUUUUUUAUGUUUACAUUUAAUUUUAUUUUUUAGGGGAGAUGAACUUGUAACUCCUCGGAUUGUCAACCUCCUACUUCAAGUCCCACUCGAAGCCAACCCAAUUGUCCUAAAAACGACGCUCGAAUUAAUCGGCGAGCUUAAUGAAUGGCUGGGUGAUAGGCAUAUGGAGAUAGGUACUUCAUGUUCCCCAUAUGAUGACUAUUAUUAUUUUCAGUUCAAUGUGUCCAAUGGAUGCUUUCCCUUCAGGAACAUUCCAUAAAACAGCUAUUGAAAACUUGGGCCGGCAGUCUUCAACUGGUCACAUCUUGUGGAAAUAACCAUCUUUUCGAGUUCUUCGACAAGAUUUACACGGCUUUGGAGCAUGUCCAAACUUGGGAUGGUCCCAUCCGAGAGAUCGAUGACGCUGCCCAGGAGAUCACGAAAGGUGAGAUUUCUUAAUAUUAACCUGGAUCACGGGAUAAGGACGGAUUUAAAAGUAAUUUUGUUGGAAUGCGUUAUAACCGAAAUGUUGGGUAUCAGCUGUUCUUUUUUCAGCCGCCACCAACCUCCUAAAUGAUAGGCCCAGCUCCGAAAUAGCUCAAGGAUUGGCGACUCUCCUCACCCAGCCCCUCUUACAUCUCUCAAAUGUGGGUUGAUCUGUUUUUUACAAGAAAAUUAUGUUAUCCUAGGUGUGCGGAAGGGGGAUUCCUACCAGUUUUUAUUGCCUCCACGGUUUAUUCUCUCUUCCGAUAUUUAUUCGAAACGAAUUGUUUGCUCGGAGGCUAUAAUCGCGUCCAUUAACUCUCCCUGUUUGUAGAUCUGUGCUCAUCCCCAUCUCCGAGUCACGGAGAAAAGAGUUCACACCAAAGAAGAUCUUCUCCUCGAUCCCCUCGCAUGGCUCGACCGCAUCACAUGUGUUUACCGAGUUCUGAAGCCAUGGACGGAACAAGAUGAUUUCAAGUCAAGGAGAUUGAAUCAACAGGAGGAACAGAUCCCGGUGGCUUGGUAUGAACACAGUGUAGGGGUGGCCCGACAGUUGUCGACGGUGUUCAACACCUUCAAAGAUGAUGUUCGUGUUAUGGAACAUUGUUGCAGAUCGGUCAGAUUUGUGGUGAGAUCUAUGGGAUGGCAGUCGAUCAAUUUCAUCCCGGACCUGGCACAACAGGUAAGUAAAGAUCCGAUUUUGCUAUGAUUUUGUUGAGGAAAGGGUCUAUGACUUAUCUUUUAGCUGGUGGCCAUCUACAAUGAAUAUCCUCAUUCAUGUAUCCUGUACCUGAGCAGUGUCAUCGUUGACGAGAAUGGGGCAAAUGAAAAUCUGCAUGAUGGACUGAUCAACUUGUUGAAGGUGAGAUGAAACUCGGUUUAAAAGAUAGUGUUUUAGUAUCUGGCUCCCAAAGCUUUCUUAGUCCUUAACUCGGGAGAUGGCCCUCGGCAACAUCCCGAAACAAUAGAUGACCUAUACCGCCUCGCUGUCCGUUAUUGUCAUCGACUUCCAGCAGCCUUGUUCCGAGAAGAAGUGACAGAACAACUUGUUCAAGGAGCGACUUAUCUCAUCGAGACAGAACAUCAGGAUGCAAACAAGUCCGUCCUUUUAUUUCUGACCGAGGUUAUGAAUCUGGCCUCUUCUCAAAAAGUUCCGCCUCCCUUUCAACCAACAGUAGACACCGCAAGAAGUCUCAUUCUAAAAUAUGGAGAUAAAAUAAUCUGGCAUUGCAUCCAUGGGGCCAUCUUUCAUCUAUCUGCUCAUAUCCAAUAUGAAGUAGCCGCUCUCAUAAAACUUUUACUCCAAGUAUGUCAUCAACAAGUCGAUCAUUGGGUGGAUAUGACCAUAGUUAAUCUACCGAAGGACUCGGGUCUCUCAGCAACUUCAGCCCAACUCCAAGCAUUCAAAGGAAAACUGAUGGCGUCAACGCGAACGACUGAGAUCAGCAACGAACUACGUGAACUUUCUCGUCUCUACACUUAA
Molecule: messenger RNA, 3636 nt
Organism: Bursaphelenchus xylophilus (pine wood nematode)
Lineage: Eukaryota; Metazoa; Nematoda; Chromadorea; Rhabditida; Aphelenchoididae
Source: the annotation of a GenBank genome assembly